AUGUGUCCCGGCCUCCCCCCCGACAUCCAACAGGUUGAUGAUGCCAGGAAAACAGCCGCCAUCGACAGAGAGCUCUCUCGGCUAGGUGUAGACAUUGCAUGCUUGCAGGAGACGAGGCUUGCAGGCAGUGGCACCCUCAGAGAAGAGAGCUACACCUUCUGGCAAGGCAAACCCCCUGAGGAACCCCGCAAGCAUGGUCUCGGCCUCGCCGUAAGGAAUACGCUGAUGACCUCCAUUGAGCCCCCUUUAGCAGGCACAGAGAGAAUCCUGACCCUCCGCCUGUCCACAUCUUCCAGCUCAGCCACCAUCAUCAGUGUGUACGCACCCACACUGUACUCUACCCCUGAAGAUAAAGACCAGUUCUAUGGUAUCCUGGAUGAUGUUAUAUCCCAAACCCCCAGCACUGACACGCUUUACCUACUUGGCGACUUCAACGCCAGAGUGGGAGCUGACCACGAGGCCUGGCCCUCCAGUCUCGGUGCCUACGGACGCGGGAAGAUGAACGACAACGGCCAGCGUCUGCUAGAGCUGUGCUGCUACCACGGCCUGUGUCACCAACACAUUUUUCCCGUGCAAAGAAAUCCAUCAGGUCUCCUGGAAACAUCCUCGUUCACGCCACUGCCACCAGCUCACCUUGGUCCUGACAAGACUGCUGACUGCGACACAGACCAUUCCCUCGUCGCCAGCAAGGUGCGCAUUGCCCCGCGGAAGAUACACCACAGCAAGAAAAGCGGCCGGCCACGUGUUAACACCUGCAAUGCCAGCAACCCCUUUAAGACGCAGAGCUUCCUGAACCGUCUCAACGUGAUCCUAGCAAGGGAGACGUCUGAAGACGACAGCACAGACCUCAUUUGGUCCCACCUGCGGUCCUUCCCUUACGGGAAGAAGGAACACAAAAACGCUGACUGGUUUGAGGCUCACUGGGAUGAGAUGGAGCCUGUGGUCGAGGCUAAGAGGAAGGCCCUUCUGGCCUACAAGAACACUCCAGGCCCCACCAUGCUUACUGCACUCAGGGUUGCCAGGAUAACAUCCCAGCAGACAGCUCGACACUGUGCCAACACCUACUGGUUGAAUCUCUGCAGUAGAAUACAGCUUACUGCAGACGUAGGAGAUGCAAGAGGGAUGUACAAGGGCAUCAAGAAGGUGACAGGUCCAGCACCCAGCAAGUCCGCCCCCCUCAAGACCAAGGCAGGCGACGUGAUCACCGACCAGGGCAAGCAACUAGAACGCAGGGUCGAGCACUACCUGGAGCUGUACGCCACGCACAAUGUUGUCACUGAUGCUGCCCUUGCCGACAUCCCCGACCUGCCUGUGAUGGAGGAGUUUGACACACUGCCCACUGAGGAGGAGCUCAGCAAAGCCAUCAGCAGUCUCCCAAGCAGAAAGGCCCCAGAAAAAUUAGGGUUAUUUGAAAGUAGUUACAUUAGAUGA
Messenger RNA from Penaeus indicus, 1431 nucleotides. RefSeq lists its product as uncharacterized. Gene Ontology annotation, molecular function: catalytic activity. Bases 1 to 1431 code for a protein of 476 amino acids. Gene Ontology annotation, biological process: chromatin remodeling. The record is from RefSeq and is a predicted model, not a curated record. The transcript has 3 exons. NCBI's taxonomy places the organism in Eukaryota, Metazoa, Arthropoda, Malacostraca, Decapoda, Penaeidae. Gene Ontology annotation, cellular component: nucleus.